GCUAUAUAAGUAAUCCACUACACCAGAUUUAUCCUCUAGUACACUGGUCGAUCAGACAAUCGAAGACUCUAUAUUUUUCAUAGUGCAAAUAUGAGAAUCGUCUAUGCUCAUGCCAUUUGUGCAUGUUUAUCCAAAAAUUCGAUUUCUAACCAUUUAGAUCGUUUUGCAUCCAUAAUUAUGAGCAUAACAAACUUCGGCCUCUGCAAAGAAUCUGUUUUCACACUGCCUUCGACCCGUAAUACUACUCUCUCUGUAUAAAAUCAUCCGCAUAAGGACACGGAAACCCAGUGGCCAGUGUCGACUGUCGAGUGUCAUCCGCCGCCGCCUCGUGGUCAUGGCUGCCCCCGCCGAAGCUCAUGCUCAUGACGCCGCCGCAGCCGCUGCCGCGGGCCUCCGCCUGGACUACGAUGUCAUCGUGGUGGGCGCGGGCAUCAUGGGAAGCUGCGCGGCGCACGCGGCGGCGUCCCGCGGGGCGCGCACCCUGCUCCUGGAGCGCUUCGACCUGCUCCACCAGCUCGGCUCCUCGCACGGCGACUCCCGCAUCAUCCGCGACGCCUACGUGAAGGCGCAGUACCCACCCAUGGUGCGCCUCGCCCGCCGCCUGUGGGCGGACGCCGAGGCGGAGUCCGGGUACCGCGUGCUCACCCCUGCCCCGCACCUCUCCAUGGGCCCGCGCGGCAACGCCGCGCUCCUCGCCGCCGUCAAGAGCGCCGGCGCGGAGGAGGUGGACACAAGCCAGUUGUGGGGAGGCGCGUUCCAGGCACCGGCGGAAGGGUGGGUGACCGCGGUGAGCGAGCGCGGCGGCGGCGUGCUGAACGCGACCAAGGCCGUGGCCAUGUUCCAGGCGCUCGCCGUCAAGAUGGGCGCCGUGGUCAGGGACAACGCCGAGGUCGUGGACAUCGGCAAGGCGCCGGGCUCGCAGGGAGGCGUCGUGGUGACGACGAGCGCCGGCGAGGAGUUCCGCGGCGCCAAGUGCGUCGUGACGGUGGGCGCCUGGACGACCAAGCUUCUCAGGUCCGUCGCCGGCGUGGAGAUCCCCAUCCAGCCGCUGCACACGUUGACCCUCUACUGGCGCAUCAAGCCCGGCCGCGAGCGCGGCCUGAAUGCCAAGGCUGGCUUCCCGACCUUCUCCAGCUACGGCGACACGCCCGUCUACGGCACGCCGUCGCUUGAGCUCCCGGGCCUCAUCAAGAUCAGCUGCGACGGCGGGCCGCCGUGCGACCCGGACAACCGCGACUGGGCCUCCGGCGACAGGGAGAUCACCGACCGCGUGGCUAGGUGGAUCGCGGAGUUCAUGCCGGGCCACGUGGACUCCGCCGGCGGGCCGGUCGUCCGGCAGUCGUGCAUAUGCUCCAUGACGCCAGACAAGGACUUCGUCAUCGACUGGCUGGGUGGGGCGUUCGGGGAGGACGUGGUGGUCGGGGCCGGCUUCUCUGGCCACGGCUUCAAGAUGGGGCCGGCGGUGGGGAGGAUCCUGGCUGAGAUGGCCAUCGACGGCGAGGCGAAGACGGCAGCGGAGGCCGGCGUGGAACUCGGCCACUUCAAGAUCAACAGAUUCAACGGUAGUAAGGACAAUUAGUUUAUACUAUAUAAAAUAAAUAAUAGUGACCUCGGAUCUUGUGUGCUCGACGCAUUGAAAUAAACUUGAACUGAUUGGGUGAACAAGUUGCUUGUGAACUUGUAUUGUUCUCCGAAAAUUCAGAAAGUUGAUUAGAUUC
This is a messenger RNA of Sorghum bicolor (sorghum), 1718 nucleotides long. Its product is annotated as probable sarcosine oxidase. The transcript has a single exon. The coding region runs from base 335 to 1579 and encodes 414 amino acids. NCBI's taxonomy places the organism in Eukaryota, Viridiplantae, Streptophyta, Magnoliopsida, Poales, Poaceae. Gene Ontology annotation, molecular function: sarcosine oxidase activity; flavin adenine dinucleotide binding. The record is from RefSeq and is a predicted model, not a curated record.